AUGAGUGGCCUUCUAUGGGAGUUCGUCUCGAAAAGAGCUCCAUCCUCGUUGAGGUCCAUACUGGCCACGAGAGGGGUGGCACAAAUCACCUCUGUUCAUGCGGUUCCUCAUGUGAGAACACCUCCAACGAGGAUCAACCACUGCUUGGAGGCUGCGAACGAGAGAAAAAUGCUCUUGGAAAGACCAGGCAUGCUAGGCAUUAAAAGAGGCAUGAUUUCGUGGUUCACGAAAUCCGGGUUGCAGCACGCCGCUACUGUUAUCGAAAUCGACUCGUGCGAGGUCAUAGCCAACAAGACCAUGAGCAAAGACGGCUACUCGUCUGUUCUCUUAGGGCAAAAGGACAAAAUCAAAAAUGUUACAGCGCACGAAAUCAGAAUCUGCAAUGAGGCCGGCGUGACUACAAAAGCCAACUACGGAGAAUUCAGAGUGAGAGGAGAUGAGGGGCUUAUUGAGCCUGGUGUCGAGAUCACGGCUGACUACUUUGCUGUGGGUCAGCUCGUAGACGUCAAGUCCACUACCAAAGGUAAAGGAUUUGCUGGUGUCAUGAAAAGACACGGGUUUAAGGGUCUUCCAGCCACACACGGUGUCUCGCUAGCCCACAGAUCUGCUGGUUCCAUGGGACCUACGCAAGACCCCGGUCGUGUUUUGCCAGGCAAGAAGAUGGCAGGUCGCAUGGGAGGCAAGAGCUGUGUGUCACAGAAUCUUGAGGUUUUGCAUGCUGACGGCGAAAACGGCAUCUUGGUGGUGAAGGGCCAGGUCCCAGGCGCCAACGGAAGCUUUGUCAAAAUUGCCGACGCUAAAAAAGUGUACGGGCAAUCGUUGCUUCGUUUGAGACAAAAGGAGAGCUUGUGA
Messenger RNA from Candidozyma auris, 852 nucleotides. Its product is annotated as mitochondrial 54S ribosomal protein uL3m. Gene Ontology annotation, cellular component: ribosome; mitochondrial large ribosomal subunit. The coding region runs from base 1 to 852 and encodes 283 amino acids. Gene Ontology annotation, biological process: translation. The record is from RefSeq and is a predicted model, not a curated record. Gene Ontology annotation, molecular function: structural constituent of ribosome. NCBI's taxonomy places the organism in Eukaryota, Fungi, Ascomycota, Pichiomycetes, Serinales, Metschnikowiaceae. The transcript has a single exon.